AUGAUCCCCCCUUCAAGUGCCAAACGAAAUUGCAUUGAAUCGGAAUUACCAAACACCAAUCAACGAUACGGCAACCGAACAUUCUCGACAUUUACGCCAGCGGAACAAGAAGAACUUCGGCGUAAGGCUUCGAAGAUUUACGAAGGUGCCACAUUUCAAAGCUUUGAUGAAUUCGAAGAAUAUUUGGAAGCCUACAAAAUUGUAUGGAAUUAUCCGUACAGGAGAGCCAGUUCUGAACAUCUCCGAGAUGGCGAAGGACGUAUAAUUAACCGUUUCAAAUAUAAAUAUGUAGUGUUUCACUGCGCUCACUAUGGGCUUCCACGAGGCGGUAAACGUCCAAAUCAGAGUUACCUUCCAUUAGGUUGCCAAGCGAGAUUUCGUUUAAAUUCUGACACAACCAAUGGCUGUCUUCGGAUUUCGUCUUUCCACAAAGAACAUAAAAAUCACGACAGCACUGAAGAAGACUAUUUGCGCGUUAUAAACAAAAAGAGGCGAAAUCUAACUGGCAAGUUCAUCGAAAAAGUAACGCCGACAUAUAACAAUGAGGAAACGAUGUUAAACGUAAAUGAGUGUGCAACCGCGCCUAAAAUCGCAGAGGACAAUUCAUCUCCGGGAAAUUCCACUUUCCAAAUCUCAUCCCAAGAAAACUCCGCCUUUGUGGCAGUUACUCAUUCUGUGAAAAAGGACGACGAAACACACCAAAUUCCUCCGAUAGAUUCUAUUCUGCAAGAAAUAUUUGCAACUCGGCUAUCGGAUCGAUUAAAGCGCGUAGAAUAUUUGAUCAUGAACGCUUAUAUCAUCAAUUGUGGACGAUACCUCCCACUGGAAGUAUACCUACCGUUUAUCUGUGGGAUAUAUGGCGCUGAUUAUCAUCUAUCGGAAUGGUCAAAUGCACAACUGAGAAAUGUUAUGGCAUUACUUCAGCAACCACCAGAGAUGCUGCUUCAGGGCUUAUUGCCUAGCGAUAUUUCAAUAAAUGAAGUAAAGCAAGUUCGACCGCCGGGCAUUCAACGUGCAAUCACGGCUAUCAGAGAAGAAAAACUGAAG
Acanthocheilonema viteae is the source of this 1047-nucleotide messenger RNA. The record is from the annotation of a GenBank genome assembly. NCBI's taxonomy places the organism in Eukaryota, Metazoa, Nematoda, Chromadorea, Rhabditida, Onchocercidae.